Eutrema salsugineum is the source of this 1425-nucleotide messenger RNA. RefSeq lists its product as uncharacterized. The coding region runs from base 1 to 1425 and encodes 474 amino acids. The record is from RefSeq and is a predicted model, not a curated record. NCBI's taxonomy places the organism in Eukaryota, Viridiplantae, Streptophyta, Magnoliopsida, Brassicales, Brassicaceae. The transcript is spliced from 3 exons.
AUGCAUGAUUCUACUUAUUUCAGUAUUAGAGUGUAUAGGAAUAACCAUACAUGCUCUAGUGUUGUUGCAAGCACAAUUCGAAAUAAAAGGAAAGGCACACCACAAGUAGUAGCAGAUGUUUUGCGUGGAGUCUAUCCAGGUGAAGUAGACACCCCUGCGCCUAAAGCUUUGAUCAAAGUUGUUCAAAAUGAAGCUCACGUUAAUGUGUCCUAUUCUACUGCUUUGAGAGGGAAAAAACUAGCUAUCAGUGAGCUUGUUAAUCCUGGGACAGUAACAAGUGUGAAACUGAAUGCCAGAAAUAAAUUCAAAUAUCUCUUUGUCGCUUUGGGCGCUAGUAUUGAAGGGUUUAGAGCAAUGAGAAAAGUCAUUGUUGUGGAUGCAACUUUUCUGAUGAGUGUUUAUGGUGGUAUGCUUGUUUUUGCCACAGGUCAGGACCCAAAUCAUCACCAUUACCCCAUUGCAAUGGGUGUGAUUGAUAAGGAGAAAGAUGCUAGUUGGUCUUGGUUUUUUGAAACACUGAAAACUGUAAUACCUGAUGAUGAGGAGCUGGUUUUUAUGAGUGACAGACCUAAGAGCAUUGUUAAGGCAGUCCAGGAGGUGUAUCCUCUGUCUCAGCAUGGAUUUUGCGUUUGGCAUUUGUCACAGAACGUGAGAGGGAAGGCUAGGGUCGGAUGUAAGGAUUUGUGUGCAGAAAAAUUCAGAGAAUGCGCUCACAAAUACACAGAAGUUGAGUUUGUAAGUGCAUACGCAGAGUUUAGGAGGUGGUUUCCCAAAGCAGCUGAGUAUUUAGAUAACAGUGUUCAUCUUGAAAAAUGGGCAAGAAGUUACUUCAAAGGAGACAAGUACAACUUGGACACAAGCAAUGCUUGUGAAUCUAUGAACAGUGUCUUCAAGAAGGCAAGGAAGUAUGCCUUACUACCUUUGAUUGAUGCAUACAUAGAAAAAGUGUCUGAAUGGUUCAACAAGCAUAGGAAAGGCAGUGCUAUUGCUUCAGACACGAAGAAAUUGGUGCCAUAUUUGGAGAACCAGCUGCAUAACCUAUGUGCAAUUGCAAAUGGCUUAUUUGUCACUGAGCUUAACCAUUUUGAGCUUGAAGACAGUGUGAUUGGGAAUGAUGGGAAGAGUUAUUUGAUUGACACAUGGGCGUUAGCUUAUUACCGAACCAUUUAUUUGGUUCCACAUCAGUCAACAUGGAUUAUUCUAGAGGAAAUUGAAAAGUUAGUCAUCUUGCCGCCAGACUACACAAAAAAAUCAGGGAGAAAGCAAGACAAGCGCUACCCUUCAACCGGAGAAGCUCACCGUAAACAAAGUAACAAGGCCAAUCCAGGCAUACAUCUUGGUCGUUGGUUUGAACCGCUUAACACAGAUGAAGAUGAAGAAGAAAACCAAGGUGAUAACCAAGGUGGUAACCCGAGUGAAGUUUAA